AUGAGGACAAACAAGGUUUCUGGCGGUGAGGACAAGGUUCCUGGCGGUGAGGACAAGGUUCCUGACGCUGAAGACAAUGUUCCUGGCGCUGAGGACAAGGUUACUGGAGCUGAGGAGAAGGUUCAUGGCGCUGAGGAUGCGGUUCCGGAUGGCGCUGAUGACAAGGUUCCUCGCGCUGAAGACAUGGUUCCAGAUAACGCUGAGGACAAGGUUCCUGGCGGUGAGGACAAUGUUCUUGGCGCUAAGGACCACGUUCCUGACGCUGAGGGCAAGGUUCCUGACCCUGAGGACAAGGUUCCUGACGCAGAAGACAACGUUCCUGACGCUGAGGACAAGGUUCCUGUCGUUGAGGAAACUGUUCCUGGCGCUGUGAACAAGGUUACUGACGCUGAGGACAAGGUUUCUGUCCUUGAGGACAAGGUUCCUGGCGCUGAGGACAAGGUUCAUGGCGCUGAGGACAUGGAUCCAGAUGGCGCUGAGGACAAGGUUCCUGGCGCUGUAGACGUGGUUCCAGAUGACUCUGAGGACAAGGUUUCUGGCGGUAAGGACAAUGUUCCUGGCGCUGAGGACAAGGUUUAA
Messenger RNA from Paramuricea clavata, 579 nucleotides. The record is from the annotation of a GenBank genome assembly. Lineage: Eukaryota; Metazoa; Cnidaria; Anthozoa; Malacalcyonacea; Plexauridae.